AUGCCCAUGAAGGGCAGUGCAAUCCCUGUGGAGCUAUACUACAUUUUUCCCACAUUGUGGGGACGUGAACAGUAUACCUUAUAUGGGAUCCUUUUCAUAGUCUUUGUUAUCCUUCUGAACGUCACAGCUUGUAUCUCCAUUGCUCUGACAUACUUUCAGCUUUCUAGUGAAGACUACCGCUGGUGGUGGCGUUCACUUAUGUGUGGAGGGUCCACAUCUAUUUUUGUGUUUGGUUAUGCUAUGUUUUACUACUACAAGAGAUCCAACAUGUCUGGAAUGCUUCAGUCAGUACAGUUUUUUGGAUACACACUGCUGACAUGCUAUGUGUUCUUCCUGAUGCUCAGCACAGUGGCUUUCUAUGCCUCCUUAAAGUUUAUAAGAUACAUUUAUGUCAACCUGAAGAUGGACUAACUUAGAUCAAACCAAGGAUGGAAAGUUGGGACAAUUUUGACGCUGCCCAAUACACAAGUUGUUUGAAGUAUAAGUAUAAUUAAUCUAAACUUUAUUGGAUAAAUGCCCCAAAGGGUUAAUGGGUCAUUUUUGAUCUGUGCAAGCAUGCAGUACUUAUCUUACAGCUAUUUAACGUUGUGAGGUGUAGAUUAACCUUUUGGCUCCCACAGUCUGGGAGAAAA
Molecule: messenger RNA, 632 nt
Organism: Stylophora pistillata
Lineage: Eukaryota; Metazoa; Cnidaria; Anthozoa; Scleractinia; Pocilloporidae
Product: transmembrane 9 superfamily member 1-like
Source: RefSeq, a predicted model, not a curated record